Messenger RNA from Naegleria lovaniensis, 3369 nucleotides. RefSeq lists its product as uncharacterized. The coding region runs from base 1 to 3369 and encodes 1122 amino acids. The transcript has a single exon. Gene Ontology annotation, molecular function: endonuclease activity; RNA binding; 3'-5'-RNA exonuclease activity. The record is from RefSeq and is a predicted model, not a curated record. NCBI's taxonomy places the organism in Eukaryota, Heterolobosea, Eutetramitea, Acrasida, Naegleriidae. Gene Ontology annotation, biological process: rRNA catabolic process. Gene Ontology annotation, cellular component: cytoplasmic exosome (RNase complex); nuclear exosome (RNase complex).
AUGUCAUUACGAAGUCAUACCUCCUUCAUCAAACAAACAAGAAAGGGAAAUGUGGUCAAAGUGGUUCGGGAACAUUAUUUACGGGAUGAUAUUGGAACGGGAGUUGGAAAGGUUUUAGAGGAACAUGCAGAGUGUUAUAUCAUUCCCGAUACCAAUGUGGUGUUGCAUCAAAUUACAAUUUUGGAACAUCGGAGCAUUAAGAAUGCUAUUAUAUUGGAAACAGUUCUCAACGAAGUGAAGAAUCAAAAUAUUAAUAUUUAUAAGAGAAUUCGUACAUUGAUUGAUGAUAAAGAUGGAAAGCAUUUUUAUGUUUUUUCAAAUGAACAUCAUAAAGAAACGUAUAUUGGAGAACGGCAAGCAAAUGAGAGUGCAAACGAUAGAAAUGAUAGGGCAAUUAGAGUCUCAGCUCUGUGGUACAUGCGAAAAUUGGCAGAGAGCAAACCUAUUUAUUUGUUAACCAACGACAAGGAAAAUUUAAGAAAAGCAUCAGAAAUGGAGAUUGCAGCAAAAACUAUUCACGAUUUCAUUAGAGAGCAUGUGAAUGAGAAUCCCUCGUCCUAUCCUGAAGAAUUAUUGGAACUUUUAAACUACACAGACGAAAUUAAAGGCGAUGACGAGGAUAUGGCUGAUGGAGAUGGUGAAAAGAAAAUAUUUGAAGACCAUUUACCAAUGAACACUCUUCUUCGAAGGAUAAAAACUCGAAAACUGCACCAAGGUAGAAUUACAGUCAAUAGAAAUAAUAUUAACGAGGCCUUUGUGACGCUAAGAAGUAUGCAAGAGCUUGUUGUUGAUUUAAAAGACAAGAACAGACCAAAACAAAAUACAUCCUCAUCAGAGCCCAAUUCUGAAAAAGAUGCUGAAGAAGAAUUGAACUCAAUGAUUACCGAAACCAACGACAAUGAAGAUACCUCUUCAGAGAUAGUGCAAUCUGGUACAGAAGUGUUCAACACCGUAUUUAUCAAGAACUUCAAGCACAUGAAUAGAGCCAUUCAUGGUGACAUUGUUGCUGUGGAGCUACUACCAAAAUCCGAAUGGUCUAGACCUUCUUCUAGCGCCGUUAUGGAUGACAAUGAAGUGUUAGUAGACGAUGGAACUUCAAUAGUUACUGGAGACAAUAUUGACGAACAACAAGACGGAAAGACCUCUGUAACUUCAUCGUUCUAUUCAAGGUUCAUGAACUCUGAACGUACCAUUCCAACAGGAAAAAUUGUUGGUAUUAUCAAACGAAAUUGGAAAUCCUAUUGUGGAAGUUUGGAUGAGGAAACUGAACCAGCCGAAGGACUUAAUAAGGUUCUUUUUGUACCAGUCAAUAGAUGCAUUCCAAAAGUUAGAAUACUGUCAAGACAAUCGAAGGAGCUUUUAACUAAGAGAAUUAUUGUAGCCAUUGACGGAUGGAAAGCCACGUCCAAGUAUCCUGAUGGUCACUAUGUUAGCACUAUUGGUGAAAUUUACAACACUGAUGCAGAGUCUGAAGUCAUCUUACUGGAACAUGAUGUACCACAUUAUCAAUUUUCUCAAUCUGUCAUGAAUUGCCUUCCUGAUAAAGAUUGGCAACCUUCAGAAAAAGAUAUGGAACGUAGAAGAGACUUGCGUCACAUUAACAUUGUGAGUGUCGAUCCUCCAGGAUGUACCGAUAUUGACGAUGCAUUACAUGCAGUUCAAUUACCAGAUGGAUGCAUUGAGGUUGGUGUUCACAUUGCAGACGUGACAAAUUUCGUAAAGGAAGGCUCGGCCAUUGAUAUGGAGGCUGCAAAGAGAGGAACUACUGUUUAUUUGGUCGACAGAAGAAUUGAAAUGUUACCAAGUUUACUCACCAAUAAUUUGUGCUCAUUGAGACAACACGUCGAUCGUUUGGCAUUCUCCGUCAUUUGGAAGUUUUCACCUGAAGGUGAUAUUUUAAGUGUUGACUUUACCAAAUCAUUAAUUAGAUCGAGACGAUCCAUGACCUAUGAGGAAGCUCAAAAAGUGAUUGAUGACAAGGAUCGAGACGACGAAUUGGCCACUGAUUUGCGUCUACUUUUACAUAUUUCAAAAAUAUUGAAAAAGAAGAGAACUGAAGCUGGUUCCUUAACACUUGCCUCUCCAGCUGUUAAAUUCAGCAUGGAGACUGAAUCUCAAAAUCCAACAGAUGUAGAGUUGUAUCAAUUACGUGAAACCAACUCAAUGGUUGAAGAGUUCAUGUUGUUAGCCAACAUUGCUGUCGCUAAAAAGAUUACAAAAGAAUUUCCAAUGGUUGCAUGCUUGCGUCGCCACCCUCCAGUGAAUCCAAAGAAGUUCGAGCCAUUGUUGGAAAUGUUGAAGAGACACGGAAUUACGCUCGAUAUUUCAUCAUCCAAAGCUCUCAACGAAUCUUUGAGUAAUAUUAGAACAUCUGGAGCCAUUAAGGACAAGUACAUGGAUACUCUGAUUCGUAUCUUGGUGACACGUUGCAUGGAACAAGCAGUUUAUUUCAUUUCAGGAGAUCAAAGUUCAAACGAAUAUUGGCAUUAUGGUUUGGCAGUUCCAAUUUAUACUCACUUUACUUCACCUAUUCGUAGAUAUGCGGAUGUCAUUGUACACAGAUUACUGGGAGCAGCUAUUGGCUACUAUCCUCUGACUGCCAAGUUGACCGAUAGGGAAUAUUCGAGAAGACUCAUGACAGAGCUCAAUAAGAGAAAUCGAAUGUCACAAUAUGCUCAGCGCUCGUCCGUUGAAUUAUACACUAAUGUUUACUUUAACUCGAAUCCCGUUCAAAAAGAACGAGCUUACAUUACACAAGUAAGAGACAAUGCCAUUGUGGUGUUUAUUCCAAGAUAUGGAUUUGAGCAUGUCAUAUUCUUGAAUAAGGACAAUGUCAAGUAUACCAAGAUGGAACAUAAUGAACAAAAUGACUCGAUUCUAUUCAGUGAUGAAAAGUCCAAAAAGCCAACAACACUCACAGCUUUUGAGCAUAUUGACAUUCGCAUUUUUGUCAAGACAUCCAAAAACUACAGAAGAAAACUGUGUGUGGAAAUUGUGGACCCAGACGUUAUGAUUCUCGAUACUGACUUUCCUCUCCACUUGGUAAAAUCGAACAAUGGCAAUGAUACAUCCUCAAAGCAGCAACGGCUCGUGGUGCAACGAUCUCAUACUCCUGCAGCGGCAUCAUCCUCUUCAGCAGAAAAGACAACACCAUCUUCUUCCUCAACAGAACAAUCGUCCAAUCAACAAUUACCCUCCAGAAAGAAGAAAACAACAAGUUCUUCCUCUGUCGCAACAUCCCAGCAAGGCAAAUCCAAGAAUCAAGCAAGUAGCAACAGCUCUGAAGCCACAUCAUCAGACGACAAGAAACGAAAACGUAAUACUAGCAAGGAGCAGCUCGUACAAAAAUUGAAACAACAAAAGAAGUAA